CUGUUCAGGCAUGGUAUGCUGACUCAGGGAAGCCUCAGCAUCAGGGAGUGCCGCCUCUGCCCAUUGGUCCAGCAGUUGAUGAGCUGUGGGCCAGUCUGGAUAAAAGCUGGGUCUGCACAGAGCUCACCCAAACACUGCUCUGGCCUCCUUCUCCUUGGGAACAGGUCUCUGCCCUCUUGCAGAGCUCCAUCCCAUCCCACCAAGAUGUCUUGCUACGACCUGUGCCCACCAAAAACCAGCGUGGCCGUGCCCCAGCCCAUCGCCGAGAGCUGCAACGAGCUGUGCGCGCGCCAGUGCCCCGACUCAACGGCCUUCAUCCAGCCACCGCCCGUCGUCGUCACCUUCCCUGGCCCCAUCCUCAGCUCCUUCCCCCAGCAAGCCGUGGUGGGCUCCUCCGGAGCACCCGCCUUUGGGGGCUCCCUGGGGCUGGGGGGCCUCUACGGCGCCGGGGCCACUCAGGGCUCGGGGGGCCUCUGCACCUUUGGCAGACGCUAUGCUUCUCCUGCCUGCAGCCCCUGCCCACUGCCCCGCUACAGCAGGAAGUUCUGGAACACCUGCGGGCCCUGCUAAGCCCAGGCCUGGACUUCCUCUCCUCCAUCUUCCUUAUCCUGUGCAUGAACACAUGAUGUCUACAUUGCCCUUCAUUGUUCUUUCUGUGCCUUGUGCUGACUGCAGUGUUGGAGAAGCCUGAAGAAGCACUUCUCCUGAUGCUCCAGGUUUCUCCUGCCUCCCUGGGCCUCAUACACAUCUGUGGUGUUCAUUCUUUCCUGUCUUCACAAUAAAAUAAGCUUGCAUCCAA
Molecule: messenger RNA, 799 nt
Organism: Gallus gallus (chicken)
Lineage: Eukaryota; Metazoa; Chordata; Aves; Galliformes; Phasianidae
Gene: CBP2J1
Product: scale keratin-like
Exons: 2
Coding region: 16-570 (184 amino acids)
Cellular component (GO): intermediate filament
Molecular function (GO): structural constituent of cytoskeleton
Source: RefSeq, a predicted model, not a curated record